GGCCGGGCGGAGCGUGCGCAGUGUGGAGCGGCUGGUGGCAAUGUCUCAUUGGGCCCCUUGCCUCUCCACUGCUGCCAAAAUCAACCUGCUGAUCUUGGUGGUUUCUGUGGCGUUUCCUUGGUCAAGCCUCAGCGACAGAGUCCCCGAGUUUGCCCUUACAAAAAUAGAAGAGAGUGACAGAAAGGAUGACAGUGGGAAAGAGCCGCUGACAGAAGAUGAUGCUGAUCCUGAAGACCUGGAAGUGUUUUACCCCACACAUCAGUGGCAAACCAUCCAUCCAGGUCAAGCUGUUCCUGCAGGGUCACACGUACGAUUAAAUCUGCAGACAGGAGCCAGAGAAGCCAAGCUCCCAGACAGCAACACUGAAAAUGGUGACACGAGAGAAGGGAAGAGAAGGAAAAGGCUGGGCAAGGUGGAUGUUGAUUCGAGUUCAUUCACAUCCCAGGAGCUCAAAAAAGCUUUGGCUAAAAUGAAGGAGAGUGAAAAGGCAGAAAGAAAGGCCCACGAGGAAGAGGUGAGGAAGAAGUUCCGGCCCAUAGAGCAGCUGAAGGAGGAGUUUGAAAAGCUGAAUGUGAAGAUGGAAACAGAUUAUGAAAUUAUGGUUAAAUUAAUCAGCACAUUCAACAGCUCUGUCUCCACGCUGGAUGAGAAGGUGGCAGCGCUUUAUGAUCUCGAAUAUUAUGUUCACCAGGUGGACAAUGCCAAGGAUUUCCUCUCCAUGGGUGGACUCCAGCUUGUGAUCAAGGGGCUGAACAGCACCGAGGCUGUGCUGAAGGAGCACGCUGCCUUCGUCCUGGGAGCUGCACUGUCCAGCAACCCCAAAGUCCAGAUAGAAGCCAUCGAGGGGGGAGCCCUGCAGAAGCUCCUGGUGAUGCUGGCUACAGAGCAACCUCUGGCUGUCAAGAAGAAGGCUCUCUUCGCGCUGUCCUCCAUGCUGAGACACUUCCCCUACGCCCAGCAGCACUUCCUCAAGCUGGGCGGCCUCCAGGUCCUCAGGAGCCUCUUCAGGCAGAAGGGGAUGGAGACUCUGCAUGUGCGUGUGGUGACUCUGCUCUACGACCUCAUCAUGGAGAAGGCGCUGCUGGAGGCGGCGCAGGACGGGGACCAGCUGGAGGAGAAGCUGCGGCAGUACGGGCGUGUGCGGCUGGCGCCGGCGCUGCUGGAGCAGGACUGGUGCGCCGUGGUGUCGCACAUGCUGCCGGCGGCCGAGCACGACACGCGGGAGAAGGUGCUGCGAGCGCUGGGCGCGCUGCUGGGGCUGUGCCGGCAGCGCUUCCGCGACGACGCGGCCCUCACCGCGGCCUUGCGCCUGCUGCGCCGCGAGUACCGGGCGCUGGCGGCGGCCGAGCGCCGGCACGGAGACCGCCGCGGCUACUUCCACGAGAUGCUGGGCUCCGUCGACAGCCUCCUCCGGGAGCUGAGCUGAGCCCAACAGACUGAGGGAGCGGCGCGGAUCCCACACACGGCUCCGGCAACAGCCCUGUAACCAGCGAGGGAGCGCUGCGAGCGUCCUCGGGGCUGUGGGGAGGGACCAGGGGCCGCUUCUCUGUAGCUGCACCUCACGGUUGUCUGCGGCCCCUCACCUGCCCCCGCCUGAGGUGCCUCUUGAAUAAAGAGCUCAGCUCCA
Molecule: messenger RNA, 1627 nt
Organism: Colius striatus (speckled mousebird)
Lineage: Eukaryota; Metazoa; Chordata; Aves; Coliiformes; Coliidae
Gene: SIL1
Product: SIL1 nucleotide exchange factor
Exons: 10
Coding region: 41-1426 (461 amino acids)
Source: RefSeq, a predicted model, not a curated record